UUCUCGUCGAAGCGGACCGAGAUCGGUGUCCCACACUAAACCAAAGCACCAGGGAAGGAAAGGGUUCCACCUGUGAGCAGGAUGUUAGGCAGCUUCUUCAUCUUCAUGGAGACGUCCCGCUGGUGACAACCGCUGAAACACACCACAGUCGCGACACCACGUGCUUUGUCUCUAGCAACGUAUCGCCGAGGUUCCGUUCGACCUACCAGUCACAGUAGACACGCUCGAUCACACGCCUCACCAGACUCGCGCUGCACUCGUGUACCACCUCGGUGAUGGAAGAGCGACUUCCGCUUCAAGUCGGAAGUGCCGUAAUAUUUGCGCGCCGGCUCAUCUGCGUCUGUAGGCAACUUGUAGUUCUCUGGCGGUCGACCCACACAAGCCAAACAGCUUUAAAGGCGAGACGUCAACUACGAUUUAGCAUAGUUGAACACUUGACAUACGCAUCAUUCACGUGCGCCACUACCGUAAUGUACACAAGCAAAGUCAUAAAAGUGUUCAGCUUUAGGAUCAGGCGCUUUGAUUUACGGCAGUUUUACGUCACUCGGCUCCGAUUUACGACCGUCGGUGCGCACACAGUUUAAAUGGAAACGGUGUUUUCGGUGUAGGAUGCUGCCGUAACUGUGGCUUUUUCCACGCAGAAAAGGGUUCCAGAAUGAUACUUUUACGCGAGUAUGAAGCGGAAAAUGCUGAGGAAGUAACUUUAAACGCGCCAACUUGUUUGUGAGUGUCUUGUCCUCGAUGUGAACCACCGCAGCUGGAGAUGAACAACCAUCUACCGGCAGGUGGAGCAGCCACGAGCAGCGCAGGUCGCUGGGUGGAUCCGUCAUUCAGUGACUUCUCGGGGGAGAGCUUGUGUCCACCGGCAGCCAGGCGAACGGCGGAAGUCAAGAAGCCUCGGAAAAGGAAAGGAGAUAUCAUCAGCUCCGUUAUCCAGCAGGAUGGAUGCACACAGAGUGACCAGGGGGAGUCCUGGGUGGACAGACACCAUCCCUCUACUAAGGCAGAGCUGGCUGUCCACAAGAAGAAGAUUGAAGAGGUGGAGAAUUGGCUAAGUGGCCAUACAAGCAAACCAAAGGGAGGAAUACUGCUACUGACCGGACCGUCGGGCUGUGGGAAAACUGCGUCCAUCAAGGUUCUGUGUCAGGAAAUGGGCCUCAGACUACAAGAGUGGAGCAACGCCACCAGCUUGGAGUCCAACCACAGCAGCCAAGGUGAAGAGUCUCAAUGCGGGUGUCGUCUUUUGAACUUGAACAGGUUUCUCACAGUCAGUGGUUUAUUUGUGCCAGAGUGGAGGGUGGAGGGCUUCAGUGCCUCCCAGCAGAGCCAGUUUAAAGACUUCCUCCUGCGGGCCAACAAGUACAGCUGUCUGAAGAUGCUGGGGGACGUGGGCACCCAGCAAGCCAAGCUCAUUCUAGUGGAGGAUUUCCCAAACGUGUUCUACAAGCAGCCUGGCAGUCUGCAUGAUGUUCUGAGGAGCUUCAGGAAGAGCAGCCGCUGUCCUCUGGUCUUCGUGGUGUCGGACAGCCUGAGUGGCGACAGCAGCUCCCGACUUCUGUUCCCUAAAGAGGUCCUGGAUGAGUUGGACAUCAGCACCAUCAGCUUCAAUCCUGUGGCUCCGACCGCCAUGAUCAAAGUUCUGACUCGGAUCUACACGCUGGAGAGUGGAAGGGGCCCCGGGAAGAUGAACGCUCUGGACCCCACCGUUCUGGAGAGUGUGUGUUCAGGAAGUUCCGGCGACAUCCGCAAUGCCAUCAACAACCUGCAGUUCUGCAGCCUCCCUGACUCCAGAUCAGAGAAGGGGCCGCGGCAGAAGGACAGAGGUUUGAGCUCAGUGAGCCGACCGGGCCGGGGGAAGAAGAGGACCAAGCCGACCAAGGAGAGGCUGGAAGAGCAGGCCAUUGGAGGGAAAGACGCUUGUCUCUUCCUCUUCCGAGCUCUGGGGAAGAUCCUGCACUGUAAACGGGGGAGUCCUGAGGAGGCACCGGGUCAGAGUGUGCCCCCGCCUCACCUGCCUCAGCACCACAGAGGAGCCCUGCUGCUCGACCCCGAGUCUGUCGUGGAGCUCUCGCACAUGUCUGGAGAGUUCUUCAACCUCUACCUGCACCAGAACUACCUGGACUUCUUCUCUGACGUGGAGGAUGUGGAGCGAGCCAGCGAGUACCUGUCUGAGGCCGACCUGCUGAUGGCUGACUGGCUGAACCGCAGCGUCAUGACGGAGUAUGGUUCUUCGGUGGCCACCAGGGGGCUCCUGCACUCCAACACUCAGCAAGUUGCCAUUGGCUUCCGACCGCUGCACAAGCCCCACUGGUUACUGGUGAACAGGAAGCACAAGGAGAACAGCGUGGCGGCUCAGAGUCUCUUCAGGAGCUUCUGCCUGGCGCCGGCGGCCCUGCAGACUCAGCUGGUGCCGUACCUGGCCAAGCUCACCAACCCCAUGAGGAAUCAAGCUCAGAUCGCUUUCAUCCAGGAUGUGGGUCACAUGUCACUCAGGAGGUUCCCGGGCAGGUUAAAACUGGAGGCCUUGACCGACAAAGAGCCGGGUCAGCUGAUGAUGGACAGCGAGGAGGAGGAGGACCACGGGGUGGAUGAGGAGAGUCUGCCUGCCAGUCAGCCUCAGCCCACCAUGAACCAGGCUCUCCUGGAGGAGGACGACCUGAGGAUCGAAGAGUACCUCAGCGACUGAGCCUCCUCUCUGUCUCUGUCUGAGCUCAUGUAGGAGUCUGUUCAGUCACGCUGAACUAUUGAAGCUUGAGGCCAAAGUGCUGAUCCUCGUGGAGAUGGACCCAGUCUCCCAGGUUUCCUGGGGUCAGCUGACGGGGCCGGACCAGUAGCGAGUCACUCUUAUCCGAAGUACAAGUGUUGGAGCUGCCUUUGAACUGCUGCUUCAUAGUACAGGAACCUGGACACCAGCGCCCCCUAGGCCUCACUCACCUGUGUAUUUAUUUUGUUCCAUGUUCACCUCUCUGAUGACUCGUCCUGGAGCGACAAGUGAAAUUGUUUAGAGAGUCUAAUUCUUGCUGUGAAUAAAAACAAUGGUGUGUAUUCUUGAGCUCAUUGCUGCAGCGUUCCUCAGGCCCACACCCUCUCAGACAAUAUUGACACUGCAGUUACCCUCUGGU
Molecule: messenger RNA, 3122 nt
Organism: Synchiropus splendidus (mandarinfish)
Lineage: Eukaryota; Metazoa; Chordata; Actinopteri; Syngnathiformes; Callionymidae
Gene: rad17
Product: RAD17 checkpoint clamp loader component
Exons: 16
Coding region: 764-2686 (640 amino acids)
Biological process (GO): DNA repair; mitotic DNA replication checkpoint signaling; DNA damage checkpoint signaling
Molecular function (GO): chromatin binding; ATP hydrolysis activity
Source: RefSeq, a predicted model, not a curated record